AUGUCAUCAGUAUUUCGAAAACUACCGGACUCAGAAAGAAAUACUAAUGCCUCUCUAUACUUUGGGAAUAUCGAUCCACAAUGCACAGAGUUAUUGAUGUAUGAAUUGUUUGUCCAGUUUGGGCCCGUGAAAAACAUAAACAUGCCUAAAGAUAGAGUCCUCAAAACACACCAGGGGUACGGAUUCGUCGAAUUUAAAAAUCCACUUGAUGCAAAGUAUACCGAAGAUAUUCUACGAGGUGUAAGGCUUCACGGGAAGUUGUUGAAGUUGAAGAAACUCGAGUCGAAACCACAAACACUACAGCGACAGCAGAUUGGAACUUUUGUCAAUUCGAAACUGGAAUUGUUGAGUGACAAAUAUAUCGAUGUCGGCGCCAGUGUAUUUGUAAACAACUUAAACCCGUUGAUCGAUGAAAAGUUUUUGAUGAAUACGUUUCUGAAGUUCGGGACCAUCAUAAAAGAACCAGAAAUCAAGCGAGAUCAUGAAGGGAACUCAAUGGGAUUUGGGUUUGUAACAUUUGGAGACUUUGAAACCAGUGACUUGGUGAUUGAAAAACUCAACAACACCAUCCUUAUGAACUCCAAAAUCAGUUUGGACUAUGCAUUCAAAAAUGAACUUGGUGAAAAUGGGAAAAAAGUACGGCAUGGUGAUGAGGCGGAAAGAAAACUAGCUGCGAAUGCAAAAAAAAACAACUUGCUCAAGUUGAAGAAUAGCGGCCGAGUUAGUAAGAAAAGUAAGCAUAGAUAA
Molecule: messenger RNA, 747 nt
Organism: Lodderomyces parapsilosis
Lineage: Eukaryota; Fungi; Ascomycota; Pichiomycetes; Serinales; Debaryomycetaceae
Product: U2 snRNP complex subunit
Exons: 1
Coding region: 1-747 (248 amino acids)
Biological process (GO): positive regulation of mRNA splicing, via spliceosome
Cellular component (GO): U12-type spliceosomal complex; nucleolus
Molecular function (GO): RNA binding
Source: RefSeq, a predicted model, not a curated record